Molecule: messenger RNA, 1181 nt
Organism: Westerdykella ornata
Lineage: Eukaryota; Fungi; Ascomycota; Dothideomycetes; Pleosporales; Sporormiaceae
Exons: 2
Coding region: 157-1080 (307 amino acids)
Molecular function (GO): NADP binding; oxidoreductase activity, acting on the CH-OH group of donors, NAD or NADP as acceptor; NAD binding
Source: RefSeq, a predicted model, not a curated record
GGGAGGGAAGUUGAGGAUGUCGCGAAGAUUCGAUUUAUAAUCCUUCGUCUUUGCUGCGUAUAUACAUUCACACUGACACUGCCAACGAACCUCUCUUCUCAACCAGAGAAUCCGCACGGUACAGUACGCAGUACGAACGCUCUCAGCGACUUCACCAUGGCGCCCCAACUCGCGUGGAUCGGGCUCGGAAACAUGGGCCGAGGAAUAUGCAAAAACCUCGUCGCAAAAGGAAACCUCGACAAGCCCCUGAUUCUGCACAAUCGCACAAAGGCGCGCGCAGAAGAGCUAUCCGCGCGCCUGGGUUCGGACAAGACUCAAGUGGUUGAUUCCGUGCGCGACGCGGUGAAAUCCGCCGACAUCGUUUUCAUCUGCCUAGGCGACGACCCCGCCGUUUAUGCCGCCGUGGACGAGAUACUCCAAGAAGACGUGCGCGGCAAACUCAUUGUCGAUUGCUCGACGGUGCAUCCAGACACGACAGAGUCCCUGGAGCAGCGCAUCACGGCCCAGGGCGCGGACUUUGUCGGCAUGCCCGUGUUCGGGGCACCCCCGGUGGCAGAAGCAGGAGGCUUGAUUUGCGUGACGGCGGGGCGGAGGGAGGCGGUUGAGAAGGUGAGGCCGUACACCAAGGGGGUGAUGGCGCGGGAGAACAUCGAGUUUGUGGAUCAGUCGGCGAGCAAGGCGACGUUGUUGAAGGUGAUUGGGAAUACGUUCGUUUUGCAGAUGGUCGAGGCUUUGGCCGAGGGGCAUACGCUGGCUGAGAAGACGGGACUAGGGGUCGAGAACCUGCAUCGGUGGAUUGAGGUGCUGUUCCCGGGCCCGUAUGCGGCGUACUCGAGUCGCAUGCUGGCAGGGGACUAUUACCAGAGGGAGGAGCCGCUCUUCCAGGUGGACCUUGCGAGGAAAGAUGCGGGGCAUGCGUUGGAUUUGGCCAGGAAGAGUGGGACAAGGUUGCCUGCAGUGGAGGUUGGGGAUGCGCAUUUGGUGAAGGUCAAGGAGCAUCUGGGGAAGAAGGGAGAUUUGCCGAGCAUCUAUGGAGCUGUGAGGCAGGAGAGUGGUUUGAAGUUUGAGAACAGAGAUUAAGGGUCAGGCGAUUCGAAGGUCAGGGUUGUCACAUGGGGAUUAAUGUUAGAUUAUGCAUUACAGCGAGAUACCAUAAUACAAAGCAUGUGUGUUUUCGCCAC